UUGUUGAUUAGUAGUAGCCUUAGCAAUCAUAGCACUCAUUCAUCCUUGGUAGAAGGAAGAGACGCGGAGGAGCGGAGGCUUCUGGGUAAAGCCGUGAAGGAAACAGGAGAAGAGGAAAGGGGAGGGGGGGAGGAGGGUUUGGAGUGAGGUGAAACACACAAGUCCAGUCAAGGAGGCCCGGUUCGCCCCUGCGCAGAAGGACGCCGUAACAGCGGCGGCAGUGGCGGCGGCAGAGUGAAGUUGGGGGAAAGCGCCGCUGGGAAAUAAAAUGUUUUCAGAAGAAGGCGAUGCCUUUAACUACAGAAGAACAAGGAUUUCUUGGGGUUAUCCUGGAAUGAAAUUUGUUACCCAGCAGGAGAACUAAACCGUUUUUAAAGAUAGGCAGUUGUAAUAGAAUUCAGAAACAAACCUCUGGAUUGGCUUCAUUGGCUUUCCUGCUUCUUUUGCAUCCCAAAGCACAAACUUAAAUCGUCUCAGAAGGACAAGGUCCGCCAAUUUAUGGCAGUUACCCAGGCUGGUGAAAGGACUGCUAUAUACUGCUUAAUGCAAAAUGAGUGGAAGCUAGAAGUGGCAACAGACAACUACUUCCAGAACCCAGACUUGUACUACAAAGAAUCCAUGAAAAUUUCAAUAGACAGGAAGAAAUUAGAACAAUUAUAUAACAGGUACAAAGAUCCACAAGAUGAGAAUAAAAUUGGCAUUGAUGGAAUUCAACAGUUUUGUGAUGAUUUAAGUCUAGACCCUGCUAGUAUCAGCGUUUUGGUCAUAGCGUGGAAAUUCAGGGCAGCCACUCAGUGUGAAUUCAGUAAAAAAGAAUUUGUAGAUGGCAUGACAGAAUUGGGGUGUGAUACCACUGACAAACUAAAGGCUCUUUUGCCGAGAUUGGAACAAGAAUUAAAGGAUCCAAUGAAAUUUAAAGAUUUUUAUCAGUUUACCUUUAACUUUGCUAAAAAUCCUGGACAAAAAGGUUUAGAUCUAGAAAUGGCAAUUGCAUAUUGGAAUUUAGUCUUAUCAGGGAGAUUUAAAUUUUUAGACCUUUGGAAUAAAUUUUUAUUGGAGCAUCAUAAAAGAUCUAUUCCCAAAGAUACUUGGAAUCUUCUUUUAGAUUUUGGAAAUAUGAUUGCAGAUGACAUGUCAAACUAUGAUGAAGAAGGAGCGUGGCCUGUUCUAAUAGACGAUUUUGUGGAAUAUGCACGACCAGUAGUCACAGGAGGAAAACGUAAAGCUUCCUAACCAUAGACUCUUCUUAGUGGACUUAAAUUUGCAGUCUGAACUGCAUCAGGUAAUGAAGACAUUUUGGCCAAUAACUGUGCACACUGACACUGGUUUCAAAAGUCGUGGUGGGAUGCCACUGACAAAAUGGAAAUCACUACUUCUGCUUCAAGAAAAUGAUGGCUGACUCAUGGACACUGCAAGAUGAAAUUCAGAAGAUAAUCCAGGCUGUUUGUAGGAUAUUGGCUUCAAUUAUUGUAUUGGUUGUAUCAUAUAGGAUGUAGAUCUUGCAUGAUUUUAUACUUUGGAGAAGUUUAACUAGAGGCCAUUUUAGUAAAGGUUUUGACAGCACAGCAUGCCAUUCAGUUCAAUAACCCAGGGUGAACACCAGCAGUUACAUAAUUACAACUGUAUUAUAUUGUACUUAUAUUAAAAGCAGUAUUUGUGGUAUAUAAAUUAAAUCCCUAAAUAAAA
This is a messenger RNA of Sceloporus undulatus (fence lizard), 1686 nucleotides long. It is a transcript of the gene DCUN1D2, whose product is annotated as defective in cullin neddylation 1 domain containing 2. Gene Ontology annotation, cellular component: ubiquitin ligase complex. Gene Ontology annotation, biological process: positive regulation of ubiquitin-protein transferase activity; protein neddylation. The record is from RefSeq and is a predicted model, not a curated record. Bases 499 to 1233 code for a protein of 244 amino acids. The transcript has 7 exons. Gene Ontology annotation, molecular function: ubiquitin conjugating enzyme binding; ubiquitin-like protein binding; cullin family protein binding. Lineage: Eukaryota; Metazoa; Chordata; Lepidosauria; Squamata; Phrynosomatidae.